Molecule: messenger RNA, 4595 nt
Organism: Elgaria multicarinata webbii
Lineage: Eukaryota; Metazoa; Chordata; Lepidosauria; Squamata; Anguidae
Gene: SLC25A30
Product: solute carrier family 25 member 30
Exons: 10
Coding region: 90-1025 (311 amino acids)
Biological process (GO): transmembrane transport
Molecular function (GO): transmembrane transporter activity
Source: RefSeq, a predicted model, not a curated record
UAAUUUGACUCUCUUGACAACAAAUUCUUCCUGGUCGCUGUGUGGAUCGAUAUGCAAACUGCGAGUACCGGACUGUAAAAGUUGUAACGAUGAUCUUACUCAGUUCUUCCAUAUUGUUGCAUUUCAAGAAAGAAGACGCAUCCAGGAGAAUGGCAGCUUUGAAUUGGAAGCCCUUUGUGUAUGGAGGCCUGGCUUCAGUUACUGCAGAAUGUGGCACUUUCCCAAUUGAUUUGACAAAAACACGUCUCCAAGUACAAGGUCAAAAAAAUGAUGUAAAGCAUAAAGAGAUUCGUUAUCGUGGAAUGGUUCAUGCACUAGUGAAGAUAUUCAGGGAAGAAGGACUGAAAGCAUUGUACUCAGGAAUUGCUCCUGCUAUGCUACGCCAGGCUUCAUAUGGAACCAUAAAAAUAGGUACUUACCAAAGCCUGAAAAGAAUAUUUAUUGAGCGGCCAGAAGAUGAAACCCUGGCAGUGAAUGUAUUAUGUGGAGUUCUGUCUGGUGUGAUUUCAUCAUCUAUUGCUAACCCUACAGAUGUCUUGAAGAUCAGAAUGCAGGCUCAAGGCAGUGUAAUACAAGGGGGAAUGAUUGGAAACUUCAUAAACAUCUAUCAAAAUGAAGGCACCAGAGGAUUGUGGAAGGGAGUGUCUCUUACUGCUCAGAGAGCUGCUGUUGUUGUUGGAGUCGAGCUGCCUGUCUAUGAUCUUACCAAGAAACACAUAAUUAUGUCUGGAUUCAUGGGAGACACGGUGUAUACUCAUUUUCUAGCAAGUUUUACCUGUGGCCUAGUGGGAGCUCUUGCAUCAAAUCCAAUUGAUGUUGUGAGAACACGGAUGAUGAACCAGACAACCUUACGAAGUGGGACACAGUGUGGCUACAAGAAUACUUUCGAUUGCUUGUUUCAGACAUGGAAGAAUGAAGGAUUUUUUGCGUUGUAUAAGGGAUUCUGGCCGAACUGGUUGAGGCUUGGUCCUUGGAAUAUUAUUUUCUUUGUGACAUAUGAACAGCUGAAAAAUCUGGAAUUCUGAUGAACUGUAUAUUAGAGAACUUCAAUCCUUCAUUUGGUGAACUCAGUCUUCAAGUGCUCUUAUUCCACUGUAGGCAGCAGUAUUAACUAAAGAGUCAGUGCAAGAAUGUUAAAACUUUAAAUGUCUCAAGUGUUGUCUCAAGCAUUACUUCAGAUUGAAACAAAGUUUGGCACACAGAAUAAUAUUUUUAAAUGCUCUUGAAUGUCAUUACUGAUAACUUGAUAUGCUGACUGGAGGAGACAUGUCUGGUUGGAAACAAAGUAUGACAAUACUUGGUAUAGAGCUUCUCUCUGGGUUUGCUCCUUGAAAAUGGGCUAAAUGUGUAGCAGUCAGUAGCUAGUGUAUCACACUUUCAAGAAUUUUUGUGUCAUACCAAAGAAUUAUGUAUUGGUAUGAAACACAUUUCACAAAACAUCUUUAUAUUUAGUGUAGGUAUUGCACAGGUAAUGUAUCUAUGUGUGUGUUGCGGGGUAUUUGGGGGUUGAAAACCUCUCCCCCACCCCCGAAAUAUGUCAUUGCAACUUCAUCUUUAAUUCAUGAUUUCAGUCCUUUGUGAAGCUAGUACAACAGUGUCCUAAAACUACACCUACAACACACAAUCCAGAAUUAAGCACUGGGCCUCGCAGCUAGUCUGAUGCAUUUUAAUUUGGGAAUGUCCAACUCUGUGCAACUGUUUCAAAAUAUAUAUGCAUCAUGUGACUAUACAUUUUGGGAAUGUGUGAAUCAACUAUUUCUAAAAAAAACCCCACCAUUGCACUAUGGAAGUUCUGACAAUCAGAUAGGAAUUAUGAAGAGCCAUUUAUUCAUACAAGCCAUCACAAUAUGUUGUAUACAGGUGACGAGUGCCCAUGGACAGCCCUGAAUUUAUCUCAUUUUCUCUAGAAUGUGUCUAGAAACUCUAGGAACAUCUUAAACAUGCACUAUGUUUAACAACCACUAGGAGAGGAAUGUAGUGUCUCUUCCAAAAAAAGUGCCUCAUACAUGGGGCGAUUCCUAUCUGCAUGGCAAUUAGAUGUAGAAAUUGAAUGGCUAGUUGCAUGAGUAUGUGACCUGCAACAGUCCUAUAUUCAUUCCCACGAAUGGUGGUUUCUCAGCAAAAGUAGGGUUUUCAUACAUUCAUUCCUAUACAAAAGUGCUUUCCAUGUAGGAAUGAAAUCGUGUAUGAUAUGGCACUGAGAUCUUAGGGUUGUUCAGAUAAAAAUCCACAAGCGCAAGGAACAUGGAGCUCUAUUGUAGCGGACCCUUUUCACAUUCUCCAUGGUUAGGAAGUCCUUGAGGUUCUGGUCAAGCAGAAAAAGGUGAUAAGAACUAACUUGAGAUUUGCGGAUCUAGGGCAUAUGAGCCACAGCAAUAAAAAUAAAUUUAUAUGGUAAUAUAAAAAAGAAUCACAAAGUUGUCCCUUCUUGGAAUAACAACUUCACCUGAGCUGGUUUGCAUGCCAGGUCAACUACUAAAUCCAGAAGAUAAUAGUAUUUUGUUACACUGUCAUUUUAAGUUCAAUCUUCGGAGAGUUGCAUUGGAGUAGAUGACUAAGAAAGUCAAUAUUUGUACAUAGGGAAUGGAGGUUUUAUGUAUCUAUGUGGAAUUGACGUUGAAAUAAUUUGUAUUGCUUAAUUAUACAUUCCACUUAAAGCAGCGAACAAUUUAUUAGGUAUUUCAGUUUUGUGUUCAGUGUUAAAGAUGCACAAACGCACGCGCCACUUUUAUUUUUUAAUGCUGAAAGGGUCGAAGUGAAGAGGGUUUCUCAUGGGACACUUCGUUUGUUACAAAGAAAUAUGCUCUUUUGUAAAAUAUUUUUGUACAAAUUAUGAAACCAAAGUACCUAUUUUCUGGAAUCCUACUUGAGAACCAGUGAAAAAGUAUAGGAAUAGAUAAUUUAGGGUGUAAUCCUAUGCAUGUUUAGACAAAAAAAAGUCCUACAAUUUCCAGCAUGCCCCAGCCAGCUUGAUUGGGCCCUUAGUUUCCCCCUACACACAAAGAACAAUGGUUUCUGAACCAUCAAAUAUCAAAUCAAUAUUUGAUAAAAUAUUGAUAAAAAUAUUUGAUAAAAAUCAACCAUCAAAUCAAUAUUUUUCCAGUGAUUUCCAUUAUAGUUUCUUGAGCAAAUCUGAAAGAAAAGAUUGAAAUGUUUAGAAUUUACGUAACAAGGUAACGCUAUUGUCAAUCUCAAAAUUUCAACCAAGAGAAUCUAUCCUGCAUUAAUUCAUACCUAGUUUUCAAGGGCACAAACGCUAACUAUGGUGUUACAUUCAUUAGUGACACUCAGGCUUUUCUAUGCCAUGAUGAAACAUUAUGUUAAGAAAGGGGGAGCUGCAUUGACUGUACUUUUCACAAGAGACAACCUUUUUCUAGCAUGUGACUAUGAGUGACUGGAACAGUUCUUUCUCUAUAUCUUUUCUACUUAGCCCUGAAGGUAAGAUUUAGCCGUCUGUACUGGAGGGAACUAUUAGCCCUCAUUCCAAUCACACGUGUGAGGGAUGGAGUGGGCUUGUGCAUGUUAGCCCUGCUUCCAAUCUCUCCAUCGAAGGAGGUUCAGACCUUCUCACAUUUAGCAUUGAGCUCUAAGAAGGGCUUCUGUGCAUAUUCAGCUGAAUGUGCUUAGAAGCCUUUGUGUGAUGAGGUAUCUGCAGAACGCACAUAGAAGCCCCAUUGUGCUGAAUGUGUGAACCUUUGAAGCUCCCUCCUGCAGAGGUGAGGAUGUUGGGGGCAGAACGUUGAAUUACCUGAAGAUGGAUUUUAUGCCUUCUAUAUGGAAAGUGUUUUUUUUCCCCUGUGCUUGAGAGAACCUUUCCUGUCUGCUUCAAGUCGCUGAUAUUGGGCAACAUUUAGAAAUCAAGGCUCUUUUAUUAGCCUGAGAAGUUAAAUUGUAAUUAUAACCAGUGAGUGAUCAUUGCUAUAGGAACUUCCUUCCACAGUUUAGAAGCACUGCUUGAUAGCAGUAUGAGCAGGUUGCUCAAAAACUUUACACGAAGUUAAAUUUAAGAGGCACAUGUGCUGCAUUGAAACACAUUCUUUGCUAAUUAAAUGACAAUUCCUUUUUAUUCUGAGGUUGGUCUAAUCACUAGCACCUAUAAAAUAUUCUACAAAAAUGAAAGCAAUCAUUCUUAUAUAAAAAUUCUUCAAAAUUUGGUUAAUAUAAGUUUAUAAAUAUACUGUACUAUAAAUAUCCAUGUUAUGUUUCUCUUGAAUGUACAUUGCUUGGUUUGUCAGGCUGCUAAUAGUUAUUUUAGUAAUGUUAUUUAUUUGUGAAGUUUCUGUACCAUUCAAAAUAUAUAAGCUUUCAUUGUUUUUGUUGUGUUAAUACUUUAUUUCAACAGUCAAGAAUGUCUUCUGGUUGUUUUUUAAGCACAUGUAGAAAAAUAUUGAAGCUGUUCAUAUUAGACAUGUCUGUUAAUUUCUUCCCAUCAGUGGAAAGAAUAUAUGCACCUGUGACUGCAUGAAAGUACCUGACUGUUUUGUGAAUAUUGUGUGGCAAGUUUGGCUAAAAGGGGUCCCUGAAUGAAAAAGAGAAUACUUUGUAAGCCUAAAAUGUGUGUUUGAGGUGCUACCCAAAAAACACGCGUCUCCUGC